AUGCAAGAACUUGCUGAUGAAGCUGUUGUACCUUCUGGGUAUGCUCGUAUUACAAAGAAAAUUGGUGAUGGGUUCUCAUUUAUGAAGGCUGACGAGUGGAAGUCGUGGUGCAUAAUAUAUUCUCCAUUUGUUUUGAAGUGCGUAAUUCCUGCCGUCCACCUUGCCAAUUGGAUGCUUUUUAUAAAAGCAUGUCGUCUGCUAACUAAGCCGUCCAUAACUGUCAAAGAAACUGCAGAAGCUCACAAGUAUCUUCAAGAACUUUGUACCAAAUGUCAGACUUUUUAUAAAAAACCAGCGAUUACUCCAAACAUGUACUUGCAUCUUCAUCUUAGCAAGUGUAUCAAUGAUUUUGAUCCUAAGGGUGGAUUUGAGUCAACAAUGAUGAAGCGAUUUCUUGAAAAAGCAUACAUUGGCAGCUAUAUCAGAACCUUUUCAACCAGUCUUAACGAAUUUAUUAUUACUUUCCUACACAGCAUUUCCAACAGUCAAUCUCAUUUGCCUUUGCAAUCUGAUAGCAGCGCUUUCAAUUUACCUCAGUUUGUUGAGUUUUCUUCAAACCCUCGCAAGUUAUCCUCAGAAUAG
Phycomyces blakesleeanus NRRL 1555(-) is the source of this 582-nucleotide messenger RNA. RefSeq lists its product as hypothetical. The transcript has 2 exons. The record is from RefSeq and is a predicted model, not a curated record. The coding region runs from base 1 to 582 and encodes 193 amino acids. Lineage: Eukaryota; Fungi; Mucoromycota; Mucoromycetes; Mucorales; Phycomycetaceae.